AUGGCGCCCUCCUUUAUUGGCAUGAGUGGGAGGUCACUGUCGCAGACGGUGUCAACCAUUGCGACAAUGGGUUUCCUACUCUUCGGCUAUGACCAAGGUGUCAUGUCUGGAAUUAUCUCCGCCACUGCUUUCACCGACGUUUUCACAGCUGCCAAGGGCGACAACACAAUGCAAGCUCUGAUUACUGCAGUUUAUGAGCUGGGCUGUCUCUUCGGAGCCAUGUUUGCUCUCUUCACUGCUGACAUUUUGGGUCGCCGCAAGAUGGUUAUCGGCGGUGCGGCCAUCAUGAUUAUCGGUGUGAUCAUUCAAGUUACCUCGUUUGUCGACCACAUUCCUCUUUUGCAGUUCUUCUUCGGCCGUGUCAUCACCGGUAUUGGUAACGGCAUGAACACUUCCACUAUUCCUACCUACCAGGCUGAGUGCUCGCGCACCAGCAACCGUGGUCUUCUCAUCUGUAUUGAAGGAGGUACCAUCGCCAUUGGUACUAUGAUCGCUUAUUGGAUUGACUUCGGUGCUUCCUACGGCCCACCAGACCUUGCCUGGAGGUUCCCCAUCGCCUUCCAGGUUAUCUUCGGUGGUAUCAUCAUCGUCGGAAUGUAUUACCUGCCCGAUUCUCCCCGUUUCCUCAUUUCGAAGGGCAAGAUCGAAGAAGGAGAGUACGUGUUGGCGGCGUUGGCCGGCAAGGAAAUUGACGACCCCGAGACCCAGCUGCAGAAGCAACUUGUCAUUGAGUCCAUCGAAGCUGCUGGCGUCUCCGACGGAGCUGGAUACUCCGACCUUCUUACUGGAGGCAAGACUCAACAUUUUCGUCGCAUGUUGAUCGGGUCAUCGUCUCAAAUCGCACAACAGCUGUCCGGCUGUAACGCAGUCAUCUACUACCUGCCUGUCCUCCUGAAGCAAUCCCUCAACCAAACCGAGUUUAUGUCCCUCCUAAUUGGUGGUGUAAACAUGAUCGUUUACGCAAUCUUCGCAACAUUCUCCUGGUUCUUCAUUGAAAAGAUCGGUCGACGUAAGCUUUUCAUCGGCGGAAUGACAGGCCAAAUGGUCUCGAUGAUUAUUGUCUUCGCCUGCCUUAUCCCCGGUACCACCGAACCAGCCAAGGGUGCAGUCUUCGGCCUGUUCCUAUACAUGUCCUUCUUCGGCGCAUCAAUCCUCCCUCUUCCCUGGUUAUACCCGGCCGAAAUCUCGCCCAUUCGAACCCGCGCCAAGGCAAACGCCGUUUCAACCUGUUCCAACUGGCUUUUCAACUUCACCGUUGUCAUGAUCACCCCCGUUAUGAUCGAGCACAUCGGCUGGCGAACAUACCUCUUCUUCGCCGUCAUGAACGCCGUAUUCAUCCCACCGAUGAUCUUCUUCUACCCCGAGACCGCAGGCCGCAGUCUCGAGGAGAUCGACCUCAUCUUUGCCAAGGGUUUCUGCGAAAACAUGUCAUAUGUGCGCGCGGCGAAGGAGCUUCCUAAGCUGUCGGACGAGGAGAUUGAGCAAAAGGCUCUGGAGUAUGGAUUUGGCGGGGGCGGUGGUGAUGAUGCCGAGAAGGGCCAGUCUGCUUCGUCCAACUCUUCACAACAGGGUAAUGUCAAGCGGCAGGCGGAGAGCAGCCAGAUGACCGAGGAGUACUCUCAGUCGCAGCCGCAGUAG
Messenger RNA from Penicillium manginii, 1638 nucleotides. RefSeq names its product putative MFS monosaccharide transporter. Gene Ontology annotation, biological process: transmembrane transport; carbohydrate transport. Gene Ontology annotation, cellular component: membrane. NCBI's taxonomy places the organism in Eukaryota, Fungi, Ascomycota, Eurotiomycetes, Eurotiales, Aspergillaceae. The coding region runs from base 1 to 1638 and encodes 545 amino acids. The record is from RefSeq and is a predicted model, not a curated record. Gene Ontology annotation, molecular function: carbohydrate:proton symporter activity. The transcript has 3 exons.